Molecule: messenger RNA, 5883 nt
Organism: Plasmodium gaboni
Lineage: Eukaryota; Apicomplexa; Aconoidasida; Haemosporida; Plasmodiidae
Exons: 1
Coding region: 1-5883 (1960 amino acids)
Source: RefSeq, a predicted model, not a curated record
AUGAAAAGUUUUUUGUUUAAAAAUAUUAAUAAAUAUGAUCAAGAAUAUAAAAACAAAUAUAAAUAUCUUGAUAUAGGGAAUGAGUGUUAUAAAAAUAAAUGCCUAUUUUUACACUUACGUAAUAAUAUUUCUAUAUACACAAAAAAAAUAAAAGUAGAAAUAGGUAAUGUCCAUAAAAGUAAAGUAUUUUAUAAUACUUAUCAUAAUAACCUUUGUAGAAGUAAAAACAUAAUUAAAGUAGAUCAUAUUUAUAAUAAUAAAAGAGUAUUGUUCUCAUCAUAUAAUAAAUUAUAUAAUAGAAAUAUAACAAAAGAUAUUAGAGGGUGUAAAAAAAGUGAGCACAUUAAGAGAAAAAACAUUUUGUUAUUAAAAGGUAAGGAUAGAGAGAAAAGGAUAUUUACUUUGAUAGAUUAUGCAUUAAAGGGAAAUAUAACAAAGCCAUGUAAUUGUGUUUUUAAUAAUAAAGAUAAGUAUAUGGGUAAAUGUAAGUGUGAUAGUAAGAAUAAUAUUAAUAUUAAUAAUUACUAUAUAAAUUCAAAUAAUAUUCAAUAUAAUAAAUGUGCUGAGAAAAAUAUUUUUAGUGUUAAUAUAAACAAACACUAUAUUAAUAAUUAUUAUCACAUAUUUUAUCAUAAUCCAUAUAAAAUGAGAACAAUGCUAUUUAGUAAUUUUGCUCAAGCAGCUAUUUCAUUAAAAAAAGAGAAGUGUAUAAAAUUCUCCAAACUGAACUUAAGUGAUUUGUUAAUAUUUAUAAAUAAGAAUUUAUUAGAAGAUGAUGUUAGUAUAAAGACGUGGAACAAUUUAUUUGUUCAAUUAGAUAAAGUGAUAUCUAAAAAGACAAAAAAUGAAGAACAAAAAGUAGAAAUCUCUACAUUUUUUGAUGGUUUAACGAAUUAUGAAUGUUAUGUACUUAUAGAUUAUCUUAAAGAUAUUGAAGAGGGUGUAAAAAAUAAUAUUUGUGAUAGUAUAUUUUUUGAAUGUUUUGUUAACAGUUUGAAGAAUAGGGAUAUUACUUUUUGGUAUGAGAGGAAGGUACUUGAAAAUUGUGGAAAUGAAGAAAAUAAAAAAAAAUUAGAAAAUUGUAAUUAUAAUAAUAAUAAAAAGAAUGAUGAUGGUUAUGAUGAUACAAAUGUUAUGAUAAAGAAUGAGAAUAUAGAAAACAAAAGAAAUGAAAGUAAAAUAAAAUCAUAUAUAAAGAAAAAUAUAAAAGGAUUUUUAAAUAUAUCAUCAAGUGAAAAAAAUAACAACAUAUAUAAUAAUAAUAAUAAUAAUAAUAAUAAUGAUAAUAUAGAAAAAUCAAAAGAUGAUUUAAUGAAGACAUAUAUAAAAGAUAAUAUAAAUAAAAAUGACGAAAAUGAUAAGAUAAAUGAUAAAUUAAGAAUUUGUUCAAAUAAUAAUAUAAAGGAUGUAAAAAUGAUUAAAAAAUGGUUUAAUCUUAUUAGUUAUUUUCAUAACAAAUGUGAAUAUAUAAUAAUAAUAAAAGAAUAUUUAAAUAAAAUAUUUCGACAAAAUAUUGAUGAAUUAAUAGGUAUAAAUUAUUUUUCAAAAACAGUACAUUAUUUAACAAAUCAAAUAAAUAGUAAAAGUAUUCAUGCUAUAAUAUAUACAUAUGAGAAUAAAUUAGAAUUAAUGAAAUCAUAUGAUUUUAGUUAUAGUUUAAUAAUAUUAUUAAGGUUUUUAAUAUUAAAUCAUAAUUUAUUUAAUAAAAUCAUUGAUUAUGCUAUUGAUGAUCCAUUAAAAAAAUUUGAAGAAUCAAAAUAUUUUAUUCGUUUUAUUAAAAGUAUAGAUACAUAUCCAUUAAUAUAUCCUAAUAAUAUAAUUUAUAAUAAUACCGAACUAUUUCAAAAGAAUAUGAAUGAUUUAUAUAAUUUUACAUUUACAAUAUUUAUAAAAAAAUUAAGUAUGAGAUUAAAUGAUUAUAAUAUAUCUAAUUUAUUAUUUAUAUCUGAAUGUUUAAGUGAAGUGAUAUUUAUACCUAAUACACAAAAUAAUAUAUUACAUAUAUUUAUUAAUAAAUUAAGAUAUCAUAUAAAUAAUUCAAUAGAUAUAUUAUCAGUUGAUAAUUAUAUGUUAGUACGUCUUUUUAAAAUAUCAUCUAUUUUUUCCUUCGUACCAGAAAAGGAAAUAUAUAUAAUAAAAAGUAUUAGAAAUAAUAAAGACAAAAAUUUUAUGAAAAGUAAAGAAUUUAUGCAUCAUAUGAAUUCUAAACAAUAUGUAAAUACACCAACAUUGGUGAAGGAUUAUAGAAAUUAUCUAAGAAGUAAUAGAAGGACUGGUAGACACACCAUAGCAGUUAUGAAUACUAAUUAUGUGAAGAUGGAAAAUAUUUAUAAUUCUAACAAGGAAAAAAAUGAUAUAUAUUUUAUGGAUGACAUACAAAAUGAUGAUUUAAUAUAUGAUAUUAAAGAAGAAAAGGAUAAAUUACAUAAGUAUCAUCAUACAAAUGAGCAGCAAAAAUGUAUUAGUAAUAUACACAAUAACAAUAUAAAUAAUAAUAAUAUAAAUAAUAAUAAUAUAAAUAAUAAUAAUAUAAAUAAUAACAAUAUAAAUAAUAACAAUAUAAAUAAUAAUAAUAUAAAUCUAGAAAACAAUAAUACCAAUGAAAAAUAUGUAAUUUCAAAAAAUAAAGCUCAAACAUACAUCAAUAAUACAAAAAACAAAAUAAGUGCACUUUUAUGUAGUAAGGUAAAUGAUAUAGAUAAAGAAGAAGAACUUGAUGAACUAAAAAAUGUGAAUAAUAAUAUAAAUUAUAAUAUAAAUAAAUCUUGUGAAAAAAAUGAUAUUUAUUAUAAUGACAAAGAGAAUAAUAUAGAUUCUUCAAAAAUAAAUAAAAAUAAAAAAAUUCUUAAACAUACAGAUGAACAUAAUGUUAAGGAACAAAUAAUAUCUAAUGAACCAAAUAGAAAAAAAAACUUAUCUUUCAAUGUACAAAAUGAUAAAGUUAUAAAUUAUUAUUAUGAAGGAUCAGAACUAUCUGAAGAAUGUCAAGGUAAUAAAUCUGAUAUAAAUUCUUGUGUUACACAAUAUGAUUUGUUACAAGUGAAGGAUGAUAAAAUAUGUGAUUUAACGAAUUAUCUAAUAAAUUAUAAUAUGAAUCAAGAUGUAAAUAAGAAAUAUAAAAAAAAUAAAUUCUUAUUAAAAAAUAUCGUUUUAUUAUUAUGUUCUCAAAUAGAUAAGAAAUUAGAAGAUAUGAUAAACGAAAUGGAAAAUAAGAAAAUAAAUUUUUUCAUCGAAAAAAAAAAUCAAAAUAAAAAAAAAUAUAUUCCUAUGACUAAAGAACAAUUAAUUCAAGAAAUAAAAUAUAUCAAUGAAAUGAAUAAUGAGAAAAAAUAUAUAAAUAAUAAUAAUGAAUAUAUUAAUAUGAAUAAAGAUAAAAAUAAUAAUAUAUCAAAUUAUAAUAAUAAUAAUAAAAUGCAAGAAUUAUAUAAACAUUCUUUAAUAUUUUAUGAUAUCAGUGUUUUAAGUGACAUAGUAAAAUUUAGUCAUUUCUCUAUUAAUACAAAUAAACAUACGUACGAAUUAAUUAAAUGUAUAAAAAAAAGACUGGAAGAAAUAAUGAAUUUUUAUUAUAUAAAAAGUAAUAAACAUGAGGAUGAAAAUAUAUUACAUAUUACAAAAAGAAUAAAUAAUAUAAAUGAUAAUAAAAAGAAAAAUCUUAAUUCGAAUGAUAAUUUAAAAAAUUAUAUAGAUACAAAGGAAGUUACAUAUUAUAAGGGUAAAAAUAUAAAUGAUGAAACACAAAAAAAUAAAAAUAAUGCAUCUACUCCAUAUAAUAUAUCAAAUAUGUUUAAUAAAAACAACACAAAUAUAGAUAUAAUAAAAUAUAAAGAUAAUACAUAUAAUACAAAUAAUACAUAUAAUACAUAUAAUACAAAUGGUGAUUAUGUCGAUGAUAUAAUGCUACAAAAUAUAACUACCUUCAAAUUAUAUAAUUUUUAUUGUGCAUGUCGAAAUUUUAGUCCCUCAUUUUUAUUUGCCUUCUCAGAUAUUUUAUUAAAACUUACACCCAAAAUAAACGUUAUAGAUACUGAAAAGCAUGUUGAUUUAUUUAAUAAAAAGUAUAUUCAAAAAAUAGAACAUGUAAAAACAUUUGAAAGAAUUCGUAAUAAAAACAUCACCAUUCCUUUUAUAGUUUCUUUAUUACAUUCUUUAAAAAUUAUGAUAUCAUCUAAUUUAUUCUUAACCAAUAAUUUAUUAAAUACUCAUAUAAGUACUAUGGUUCAGUAUGCAUAUUAUGUUUUAUUUUAUUACUAUUACAACAAGUAUAUGAAAAUAUGUCCAACGGACAAAAUAUAUCAUAAAGAAUCAGAGAAGGAAGUAAAGAGUUGUGAGAAAUUAUCAUUACGUGAUAAUAUUACUAAUAUGUUAAGGAAAAAAAAAGAGAAAGAUCAAAAUAAUAUAAACAAUGUGAAUAAUAAAGUACAUUCAAAUGAAGAUUCUUAUAACACUACCAAGUAUAUCGAUACGAUGCAUAAUAAAAUACAACUUGAUAAUAAUAAUAUUACAAUGAAAGAGGAGGUCCUAGACAAUAUUAAUGCUAUAGAUAAAAAUAAUGAACACUUAGAAAAGUUAAGUAAAAGUGUGGACCCCUUGAAGUCUAAAAAUGAAUGUCUUAUGUAUGACAGUGAUGAUGAAAAUGGUAAUAAUAAUAAUAAUAAUGAUAAUAUUAAUAAUAUUAAUAAUAAUAAUAAUGUUCAUAAUAAUCAUAACAAUUGUGAUAAUAUUUUAAAAAGUCCUAAUGAUGAGGAAGGCUCUGCUAUUUCUAGUAUAAUAAAAUUGAAUAAAAAGAAAAACAAAAGAUUGGUAAUCUUUGAAGAUUUAACACUUGACGACUUGUGUAAUAUAUAUUUGUGUUUAUGUAGCUCUUUAUAUUUUUUAAAUAGAGCAGAAGAGAAAACUAAUGAAAUAAAACAUUUGAUUUAUCUAGAACAUAAGUUUUUAAAAUUAAUUACAAAAAUAAAAUAUAUGAAAUAUUUGUCAGAUAAUUUUAUUUUCUUUUUAUUUAAGGCUCCUUCUACAUCUAAAUUAGAACAAAAAUUAGAUGCUAUUAUUCCUUCUAUAAAAAUUAAAAAUACAAAAAAGAAAAAAAGUAUAUCAGAUAUAUUUUCUUCAACUACAUAUACACAACAUAUGCACAUUAUGAGUUUGCCUGCAGCAACAGCUUUUUUUUUAUGUAAAAUAAAAUUAUCUAUGUCAUCAAGUGGUAGUAAAGAAUUAAAUAUGUUAAGAAUUGAAAAUACAAAAAAAUUAUUUGAUAUAUUAAUUGAUGAUUAUAAAUUGUUAACAAAUUGUAUUGAAGAGCUUUUUAUAAAUCCUAUCCAAAAUGAAAAUAAAGACACCACAAAAUUAAUAGACAAAAAAGAAGAAGAUAGUAAUAAAUCAUUGAAUAAUAAUAGAUCAACUAUAUAUAGUAGAAAAGUACGUAGAUAUCCAUAUUUACCUUAUCUAAUAUCUAAUAAGGUUUCUAUGAAUCAUAAUGUUUAUUUUAAAGCUCUUAUAAGUGACAUGUUUUUUGGUGUUCAUGAAGUAACAACAUUAUAUGGUUUACAAAUUACAUUAUUGAAGACUGUAAAACAUUUAGAAAAUGCACAAGUUAAUUUAAAUGUUAAUUAUAAAAUAACACAAAUCCAACCUAUGCAUAAUGAUGUACUUAAUUAUUUAUCAGAACUUUCUAAUGUAGUUAAAGAUUGUUUAUAUACAAUAUUUUUGUCACAACCUUAUAUUCAUAAGUCUCCAAAGAAAUAUACAACAAAAAGUUUAGUUAAUUAUUUUAUUAAUAAAUGUAGAUUUGUGAGGGAUUAUAACAUUUUUGAUGAUUCAAAUAAUAAGUCAUUUACUGAUGUGAAAAGUCACAAAUAUAUGACCAGAGAAUUUUAUAAUUAA